GGAAAGUACCACGUUGGGAUCAAAAAUGGAUACGAGUUGUUCCCUAAAGCUCUCCGAGAGAGAAUCCAGAAAGAGCGGAAGGAGAAAAUGUGGGAUCCAGCACACAGAGCAGCUCUGGCUGAAGCUAGUCGCCGGGCAGAACAGUUUGACCUUGCACACCCCUCCCCCUCACAGUCUGAGAAGCUGCAGAAGGAGGAGCUGCUGUGUCAGACAGAGAUACUGGCGUCUCUGGAGAAGAAAUACAACGACCCGGGUCCGGUCUACGACUGUCUGCUGUGGAACGACGGAGACACCUGGAGGGCUGUGGUAGAUACCUCAGAGACUGGAGACCUGUCCCGCUGCACGGUACUGGCCUCCUACAGAGAGAAGCAGGAGUUUGCUACUCUGGGAGACGCUGAGAUGCUCAACUACUCUGUUAACAUCUACGACGAAGGAAACACUCUCUGCAUCGUCACCAGCGGAGGGGCUCAUGGGACACACGUGGCGAGUAUAGCAGCAGGUCACUUCCCAGACGAGCCGGAGCGGAACGGCAUUGCCCCCGGCGCCCAGAUCCUGGCGUUGAAGAUCGGAGAUACGCGCCUCAGCACCAUGGAGACGGGCACCGGACUCAUCCGCGCGAUGAUAGAGGUGAUCAACUAUAAAUGUGACCUGGUUAACUACAGCUAUGGAGAAGCUACCCACUGGCCCAACUCAGGGAGGAUCUGUGAGGUGAUUGGUGAAGCGGUUCAGAAACACAAUGUAUUGUUUGUGUCCAGCGCUGGGAACAACGGGCCCUGUCUUUCUACUGUAGGCUGCCCUGGAGGGACCACAGCUGCUGUGAUAGGUGUGGGAGCGUAUGUGACUCCAGACAUGAUGGUUGCAGAAUAUUCUCUGAGGGAGAAGCUUCCCCCUUGCCAGUAUACCUGGUCGUCUCGGGGCCCCAGUACCGACGGGGCCCUGGGGGUCAGUAUCAGUGCUCCGGGGGGGGCCAUCGCCUCCGUACCCAACUGGACUCUCAGAGGAACCCAGCUGAUGAAUGGUACCUCCAUGUCGUCCCCUAACGCCUGUGGAGGGAUUGCCCUGGUGCUGUCAGGUCUGAAGCAGAACGGUAUCCGCCCGUCGGCGCCUGCGGUGAGGAGAGCUCUGGAGAACACCGCUCUGAGGGUCGACGACAUCGAGGUGUUCGCACAGGGACACGGAAUCAUACAGGUGGACCGAGCUGUAGACUACCUGACCCAGCAUGCAUCUCUCCCCACCUCUAACCUGGGCUUCACUGUUACCGUGGGAACGCAGCGAGGCAUCUACCUCCGAGACCCCACCCAGGUCCUGACCCCCUCCGACCACGGGGUCGGCAUCGAACCUGUUUUCCCCGAGAAUACCGAGAACACGGAGCGUAUUUCUCUGCAACUGCACCUGGCCCUGACAUGCUCCGCCUCCUGGGUGCAGUGCCCCUCCCACCUGGAGCUCAUGAACCAGUGUCGUCAUGUCAACGUCAGAGUCGAUCCCCUGGGGCUCCGAGAGGGACUGCAUUAUACUGAGGUGUGUGGUUAUGACACGGCGUCCCCCAGCUCUGGACCUCUGUUCAGAGUCCCCAUUACGGUUAUCAUCCCCACCAAAGUUCCUGAGGGCCACAGUCAGGAGGUACUGUUCACAGAUGUCCACUUCAGACCAGGACAGAUACGACGACACUUCAUCACGGUUCCAAAGGGAGCCUCCUGGGCAGAGAUAACAUUGACGUCUCAGAGCGGGGACGUGUCCUCUAAGUUUGUCCUCCAUGCAGUCCACCUGGUGAAGCAGAGAGCUUACAGAGCCAACGAGUUCUACAAGUUCUCGUCUCUGCUGGAGAGGAGCUCCCUGACUGAGGCCUUCCCUGUCCUGUCGGGGAAGACGGUAGAGUUCUGUAUCGCCCGGUGGUGGGCCAGCCUUGGCGACGUCACCGUUGACUACAGUAUCUCCUUCCACGGCCUGACCACCUCACCGUCACCUCUACACAUACAUGCAUCAGACGGUGUGACUAGUUUUGAGGUGUCCUCUCCCCUGAGGUACGAGGACGUUUCUCCCAGCGUCACCCUGAAGACCUGGGUCCAGCCACUCAGACCUCUGAGUUCUAAGAUCAAGGCUCUGGGUCACAGAGAUGUCCUCCCCAACAACAGACAGCUCUAUGAAAUCAUCCUCACCUACAGCUUCCACCAGCCUAAGUCAGGAGAGGUGACCCCCAGCUGUCCAGUACUGUGUGAGCAGCUGUAUGAAUCAGAGUUUGACUCUCAGCUCUGGAUGCUGUUUGACCAGAACAAGAGACUGCUGGGCUCUGGAGACGCCUACCCACACCAGUACUCUCUGAAACUAGAGAAAGGAGACUACACAGUGCGUCUGCAGGUGCGUCAUGAGCAGGCCACGGAGCUGGAGCGUCUGAAGGACCUUCCGUUUGUGGUGUCCCACCGUCUGUCCACGACUCUGACCCUGGAUGUGUAUGAGUCUCACCGCGCUGCCCUCGUGGCGAAGAAGAAAACCAACUCCCUGACCCUGACGCCUGGAGCUACCCAACCGUUUUAUAUUACAGCCCUGCCUGACGACAAGGUUCCUAAAGGAACGUGUCCAGGAUGCUAUCUGACCGGCUCCCUGGUCGUGCCAAAGGGAGAAUACGGCAAGAAAGCAGGACAGGCCUCUGCAAAACGACAAGGAAAAUUUAAAAAGGACAUUGUGCCAGUUGUCUACCACCUGAUCCCUGCACCCAACAAGACCAAGAACGGAGCGAAGGAGGGAGCGAAGGAGGGAGCGAAGGAGGGAGCGAAGGAGGGGGCGAAGGAGGGGGCGAAGGAGGGAGCGAAGGAUGUGAAGGAGGAGUUUGAAGAGGCUCUCAGAGACCUGAAGAUUCAGUGGAUGACCAAGUUAGACACCAGCUCCCUGUAUGAUGAACUGAAGGAGAACUUCUCUUCUUACCUGCCACUACAUGUUCAGAGGCUGCACCAGCUCGACUCUGAGAAGGAGCGUUUGAAGCGCCUGGGUGACAUCGUAACGGCCUCUGACAUGGUUCUGUCUCAGAUCGACCAGACGGCCCUGGCAGUCUACCUCACCAUAAAGACCGACCCUCGCCCUGACGCUGUCACAAUCAAGAGUGACAUGGAGAAGCAGAAAUGUUCCCUGCUGGAUGCUCUGUGUAGGAAGGGCUGUGCCCUGGCUGACCUUUUGCUCCUGCCUGCUACACCCCAGGACGGGGUUGGGGGGGCUGGGGGGGCUGGGGAGGGGGCAGAGACGGGGACUGACGAGGAGGAGGUGACCAGCUCUGACGACGCCCAACAGGGCAGGGCCAAAGCCUUGACAGACACCUUCUGGGAGCUGCAGAAGUGGGUGGAGCUAACGGACUCUAAGGUGUUGACGUUCUCCUACAGACAUGCAUUAGUCAAUAAGAUGUACGGCAGAGCCCUGAAGUAUGCCUCCAAGAUCGUAGAAGACAAACCCAGUAGAGACAACUUGAAGAACUGCAUUCAGGUAAUGCGGUCCUUGGGCUGGAUGCACUGUGCCACUUUCACAGAGAACUGGCUGCCCAUCAUGUACCCAGCCGACUACACUCCCUUCUAGACAGUCUGUUACACACACACACACACACACACACACACACACACACACACACACACACAUCUGAAAGCAGUCAGCGUUUGUACCAAGUCUUGACUGAAUGCCUCGAACAAUGUGGUCGGCGUAGAGAAGAUUUCAACCCGGACACAUUUCAGAGCUUCUUGGUUUAAAAAACCCUCCACUGUUGUUCAGUUGUAGAUAGAAAGACGAUGAACGGAUUGGAUUUUUCCAUCUUUACCUGACAUUUCUAUUGUUUUUUGGGGGGGGGGUUCAACGUUUUGAAUGUUUCACCCUCCUGAAUGAACCCGGUCUGUAGAAAGGUACCGACACGCGUCAUAAUACACAUCAUAAAAGACGCAACAUGUUGUUAUUCUCCCUGAUGGAUUUUAAAUGUGUGUGUCUUUUAGAGUAAACAAGGGGGGGGGUUGGAAGCUGAUCAUUUUGAGUCCAUGUCAAAUUGAACACUCUUUUUAUUUUAAUGCCAGUCCAUUAUUCCGUGUGUGUGUGUGUGUGUGUGUGUGUGUGUGUGUGUGUGUGUGUGUGUGUGUCCUCUCUUUGGAAUCCCUGGAAAGAGCCUCCCUCAUUGUCAGGAUUCCACAGUGAUCCUGUCCUCGGUUUAGUUUCAACACUUUCACCCCUCCCUCCCCCCCUCCCUCCCUCUCUCCUUCCCCCCUCCCUCUC
Salvelinus fontinalis (brook trout) is the source of this 4236-nucleotide messenger RNA. Its product is annotated as tripeptidyl-peptidase 2-like. Gene Ontology annotation, cellular component: cytosol. Gene Ontology annotation, molecular function: tripeptidyl-peptidase activity; serine-type endopeptidase activity. The record is from RefSeq and is a predicted model, not a curated record. Gene Ontology annotation, biological process: proteolysis. Lineage: Eukaryota; Metazoa; Chordata; Actinopteri; Salmoniformes; Salmonidae.